AUGUCAUCAACUGAAGCAAUGUAUCCACAAACAUCUCUUCAUGGUAAUGGUUCAUCAUGUCCAUGGCGUAUAGUUAGAAAAGGUUUUAAUGUCGAAGGUCUUUGUAGAAAUAUUCAUUGUCCAGGUUAUGGUCAAAUGGUUAUUGUUAAUAAAGGUUUUGGUGAAUAUGAUUUCGCACGUGUUAUUCUUGAACAACAUAUUUUAUGCCCAAUAUGUAAUCACGAAAUUUAUCCUACUAAAUAUGGUUUAAAUCA
Adineta steineri is the source of this 254-nucleotide messenger RNA. Lineage: Eukaryota; Metazoa; Rotifera; Eurotatoria; Adinetida; Adinetidae. The record is from the annotation of a GenBank genome assembly.